GACGACGACGACGACGACGGACGAUGGGCUUGGCGGUCAGGUUGUCGCUGCUGGGCGUGCUGGCGUGCGCCCUGCUGGACCGCGGGGCCUGGUGCCGGAGCCCCCGCACGGCCGACCAGGUGUCCGAGGCCGACAUCCAGCGCCUCUUGCACGGCGUCAUGGAGCAGCUGGGCAUCGCCCGGCCGAGGGUGGAGUAUCCCGCGCACCAGGCCACCAACAUCGUCGGCCCUCAGAGUAUCCAAGGUGGUGCCCAUGAGGGGCUGCAGCAUCUGGGCCCGUACGGGAACAUCCCCAACAUCGUCGCCGUGCUGACGGGUGACAACGUCCCUAAAGACUUCAGUGAGGACCACGGAUACCCAGACCCUCCGAACCCGUGUCCCCUGGGAAAGAUGGCUGCGGACGGGUGCUUGGAGAACGCUCCGGACACGGCCGAGUUCAGCAGAGAGUUCCAGAAGCAUCAGCAUCUGUUUGACCCCGAACAUGACUACCCAGCCCUCGCUAAGUGGAACAAGGAGCUCUUGUACCAAAAACUGAAGGGAGGACCGAAGAGAAGAAAAAGGAGUGUCAACCCCUUUUUAAUGGGCCAGAGACUUGACAACGUGGUUGCCAAGAAAUCCGCCCCCCACUACCCCGAGGAAGAGGAGGAGGAGGAGGAAGAGAAUGAAGCCCCCACCUCUGUCACGGGCAAACCCGCACUGUAAACUCUGAGCUCAUCUACCCAUAAUGUUGUCUUUAUAUACAUACAUAUAUAUAUAUAUAUGACAGGAGAUCACAUGGCCAUCACACUGGGUUGUAUGCUGCGUGCCAAGAACGCCAACUCAGACACCGUUUUCUGUACAGCGAUGGAUUUUAAUCACCACAUAGGGUUCCAUGUUUGUAUAUUCAGAUAUCACUUCACUCGUCUCACCCUCGGCAAGGAUUUGAGGGCAACGCGUUGUCAUGAAUCAAUAUAAUCUGUGGUUUUUGUGUUCAGUGGUUUAGCCUACUUUACUGCAGCGGGGCAACGUAGACGUGAGCAUCUAAACGACACAUCUGUAUGGAGGGAGCGCUGGAAAGCGGCUGCGGCGCCUCCGCCUCGCCAGAGGGAUUUGUGUUCCGGCUCAAGAGUUGCUGUAAAACGAGCUCAAAUAAACAGUUAACCUGCAUUGAAACACGUUUUGGAGUUGGUCUUUUCCUUCUGCCAUGCAGACAAGUUAUG
Molecule: messenger RNA, 1198 nt
Organism: Lampris incognitus (smalleye Pacific opah)
Lineage: Eukaryota; Metazoa; Chordata; Actinopteri; Lampriformes; Lampridae
Product: neuroendocrine protein 7B2
Exons: 5
Coding region: 24-701 (225 amino acids)
Biological process (GO): neuropeptide signaling pathway; regulation of hormone secretion
Cellular component (GO): secretory granule
Molecular function (GO): enzyme regulator activity
Source: RefSeq, a predicted model, not a curated record